UAAAAAAAAAUAAAAAAAUAAAACAUGGAUUUUCAUUAAUUUCUACACUAGUAACUUUUUAGUUCUUCACAAUUCUUUCUUUCCAUGAAAUUAUUCUCUUUUAAUCCAAAAAACAUCAAACUUAUUAAUUAACUAUUCAACUCUUAUUAGGGAUAAUCCAACAAAAUGGGUGUCAAUAAUUUGUUCCAAAUUCUUUGUUUUUGGGCAAUAAUAAGUUGUUUUCUUCCUUUAACAAUUUCUGGGUUAGUGAGAAUCAGUCUCAAAAGAGCUCAUCUACAACAUCAUCAAACAAGUUUCAAUGAAAUUAGAUUUUCCAGGAAGUUGGGAACAUUUGAAGUGGCAAAUGUUGGUGAUUCAAUUAUAUAUUUGAAGAAUUAUAUGAACACUCAAUUUUAUGGAGAGAUUGGAAUUGGCACACCACCCCAGAAAUUUGCAGUUAUAUUUGAUACUGCAAUUUCCUAUCUUUGGGUUCCAUCUUCUAAAUGCAACUCUUCUGUGGCUUGUGAUUUCCAUCACAGGUAUAAUUCAAGCAAUUCAAGUACAUUCACCAAGAUAGGAACCCCGUAUGAUAUUAUUUAUGGGACGGAAGCAAAACUCAUUGGUAUUCUCAACCAGGAUAAUGUUGAAAUUGGAGGUCUACUUGUCAAAAACCAAAUACUCUUCGAGGUAACUAGUGAAGACAGCCUAACUUUGGUACAUGCUAAAUUUGAUGGUGUAGUAGGGCUUGCAUUUCCAGAUAAAUCAGACGGGAACGCCAACCUUAUAUGGCAUACAAUGGCAGAACAAGGGCUAUUAGAGAAGAAGAUUUUCUCGAUUUGGUUUAACAUGGAUCCAGAAGCAGAAUUAGGAGGAGAAAUAGUUUUUGGUGGAGUUGAUCCUAAUCAUUUCAAGGGAAAACAUACAUAUGUUCCUGUGAUCCAGAACCAGGAUGGUAUAUGGCAGAUUGAAAUCGGGGAAUUCUUCAUUGGCAACCAUUCAUCUGGCUACUGUCAGGAGGGUUGCCCUGCUGUGUUAGACUCAGGAUCACCAUUACUUUCAGGCCCUUCGACUGUUAUUAUUGAGAUAAACCACGCGAUUGGAGCAAAAGGUGUCAAAAGCAUGGAAUGCAAAGAAGUAGUCUCUCAGUAUGGAAAGAUUAUAUAUGAUCUUUUAAAAUCAGGGGUUAAUCCUGAUAAAGUAUGUUCCCAAAUCAGCUUGUGCUUCAUUGGUUCUCAACAUUUGAGGAAUGAUCUGAAGACGGGACAGGAAAGACAAAACAGAAAAGAACUUACAUCAGUUACAGAUGAUCUGUUAUGCAGUGCCUGUCAGAAGACAGUAACUUGGACUCAGAACCAGAUGAAACAGGAAAAAACCAUCAAAGAAAUACUGAAAUAUGUUAGAAAGCUAUGUCAUAGCUUUCCAGCUCCUGCAGGAGAUGUAGUAGUCCCUUGUGACCGUAUCAAACGCAUGCCAAACUUGACGCUCACGAUUGGAAACAAUCCUUUCACAUUCACUCCUCAACAGUACAUUCGUACAACUGAAGAACACGAUAAAAAGAUCUGCAGAAGCCAGUUUUAUGCAGUGGAUCUGCCAUCUCCUGCAGGCUCAUGGAUCUUUGGAAAUGUAUUCAUGGGAGUGUACCAUUCUGUUUUUGAUUUCGGCAACCAGCGAGUGGGCUUUGCGGAAGCAGUCUAAAUAGAUAGCUCGUAAUCUCUGUUUUCGAAUUAAGUUUUGUGCAUCAUAUCUGCUCAAUAAUGGAUGUUGUUGUUGCAACUAAUCCUUUUCAAGUAGUCAGCAACAGAUUUACAUUGCAAGUCAUGUAACUAGUACUUUAUGGAAUUAGGCUGUUAACUUUUACUGAUCUGAUCUAUUUUAGCCUGAUUUUUUCUGUUCUGUUUUAUAA
Molecule: messenger RNA, 1882 nt
Organism: Spinacia oleracea (spinach)
Lineage: Eukaryota; Viridiplantae; Streptophyta; Magnoliopsida; Caryophyllales; Amaranthaceae
Product: aspartic proteinase
Exons: 13
Coding region: 166-1674 (502 amino acids)
Biological process (GO): lipid metabolic process; proteolysis
Molecular function (GO): aspartic-type endopeptidase activity
Source: RefSeq, a predicted model, not a curated record